Heterocephalus glaber (naked mole-rat) is the source of this 635-nucleotide messenger RNA. Lineage: Eukaryota; Metazoa; Chordata; Mammalia; Rodentia; Bathyergidae. The record is from RefSeq and is a predicted model, not a curated record.
ACCAGCUGGAGGGAUCCCUGGAGCAGGAGAAGAAGGUGCGCAUGGACCUGGAGCGGGCAAAGCGGAAGCUGGAGGGUGACCUGAAGCUGACCCAGGAGAGCAUCAUGGACCUAGAGAAUGACAAGCAGCAGCUGGAUGAGCGACUGAAAAAGAAGGACUUUGAGCUCAAUGCACUCAAUGCCAGGAUUGAGGAUGAGCAAGCCCUGGGCAGCCAGCUACAGAAGAAGCUCAAAGAGCUUCAGGUAAGGUCUAGAAAGCCCAGGCUGGCUGCUGCAGUCCUCCAGCUGGUUCUCAGCAUUUCUGACCACUCCUCUACGAUAUCCUAUCGACGGCAUUACAGGAGCUUACUAUGUGUCCAUGAAGGGAAACACAAAGUUGUGACAGUGCCGCCAUGGAGCAUGGGGUGGGGGGCCUGCGUGAUCCAAAGAAAACUUGGGAAGAGAUCCUGAGAAUGCUCUGGGGGACAGAAACCCUGGCUUUCUGUCUCAGCUCUGCUUUAGCUAAGUGACCAAGGAGAGCCCACUCCAGAUCUCUGGGUCUCCAUGCCUUCCCUUGUCACCCGGUGACUUUUAAGGUCUCUUUAGUCACAACAACCAAUUUUUUCAUUUUUGCUGCUAGACUAGACACUGAAUUAG